AUGGAUAUAUUAUUUUAUAAAGUAAUACAUAAUAAAACUAUAUUUAAAAAGAUUAUAAAAUAUUUAUCCUACGAAAUACAAGAUGAUAAUAUAUUAUCACCCACUGAAAAUAAACAUUCAAUUAAAUGGUUAAUCAACAAUAAUUAUAGAGCGACAUUAAAAUAUAAAUUAAUGAAGAGUCAUUGUUAUUUAGUUUUAGAUAGUAAUACACCAUCAACAUCAUUAGAAUUACAAAAAAGUGAUAACCAAAUUCAAUUUUAUAAAUUAAUAGAAUUAGAUGAACAAAAAAGAUUAAUAAAUGAAGAACAAGAUAAUAAUAACAAUAAUCAAUCAUUAGAUGAUAAAUUAUUUAAAUUUUAUACAAAUUUUAAAAAUAAUAUAAUAAAUAAUAAUAAUAAUAAUAAUAAUAAUAAUGAUGAAUUUUUAAAUAUAUUUAAAUAUUUUAAAGACGAACAAGAUCAAGAAUUUUAUAAAUCAUUAUUAAAGCGAUAUUCAAAAUUAAAAUAUUUUAAAAAAAAGAAUAUUGGAUAUACACUUGUUAAUUCAUCGAUAUUAUCAAAUAAUCAAUAUUCAUUGAAAUCAAUUUGUAAGAAAUUUAAUUAUCAACCAACUUAUUCAAACCUUUUUCAAUCUAUUUUCUUUGAAAAUUUUGAUAUUUCAAAAUGGAUAAUUAUAAAUCAUAAUAAUACAACUGGUUUUGAAGAUGAUUUUAAUCAACUAUAUUCAACAAAGACAACAACAACAACCACAACAACCACUACUAUUGAUAAAGAUGGUAAUAAUAAUAAUGAUAAUGAAGAAAUUCAAAAAUCAAUCACUUCAAAUAAAAUUUGGAAUUGUUUAUUAAAAUCAUUAAGUAGUUUCAAUGGUUCAUUAAAUAGAGAUCAGUUUGAAGGUUAUUUAGAUUUUAUAAAUUUCUUACUUUCAGAUUGUUCACAAUUCAUUCAAAAACCAAUAGAUUCUGAUAAAUUUGAAAAUAAAAAAAUAAAAUCAAAAAAUAAUAAUAAUAAUAAUAAUAAUAAUAAUAAUAAUAAUAAUAAUAAUAAUAAUAAUAAUAAUAAUAAUAAUAAUAAUAAUAAUGAAAAUCAAAAUAGUAUUAAAGAUUUUAAAAAACAAAUUACAUUUACACUUUUUAGAGAAUGUCCAAUAAAAUUAAAUAUUAAAUUAAAAACAUUAAUAACAUCAGCAUUAAUAUUUAACAAAUUAAAAUUAUAUAAAAAAUCAUCAACAACACCAACUAUUAAUAAUAAUAGUAAUAAUAUAACAUCACUAUCAACAAAUCAAUAUCUAGUAGAGAAACAAAUUAAUGUAAUGAAUUUUAGCCAACAAGAAUUAGAAACACCAUUACAACUUUUCGAUUCAUCAAAUUUAAAAUUUAAAAAAUUAUUAGAAUUUUAUUAUAUCAUUAGUAGUGGUACAGCAUAUAAUUGUAUGCAUCCAGAAUCAAAUUUACUAGAUAAAAGUAAAUCACAGCAACAACAACAGCAACAACAACAAUCUUUAUCAGUAGCAUUAUCGGAACAUAAAAGUUUAGUUUAUUAUUGUAAAUUUGGAGCACCACCAACAAGUGUAAAUUUAAAUUUUAGUGGUAUGAGCUUAAUUGAUGCAUUUAAAUUUGGAAAUUAUGAAAUGUUAAUUUUAAUGUUAAAAUAUAUUGAUCAUUCAAUACCAGAAACCAAUCCAAUGAGGUUUUUAUUACAAGAAUUUUAUUAUUAUCAAAAAAAACAAAAGCUGAUAAAAGAACAACAACAACAACAACAACAACAACCAAAAUCAUUUUUAUUUGAAAACUGUAUUAAUGAUAAAACUAGAAAAAAGAAUUUCAUAUCAAAAAUGUCUGAAUGUUCAUUAAUUGAUCCAUGGAUUUUAUUUUGUUUAAUUGUUGAAUAUGAUCAAAUAGAUUUAAUAAAGAUGGCAUCUGAUAAAUUGAAAAUUAAAGUAAACUAUUGUAGAAAAUUUAAAAGACAAACAAAAAGAAGAAAAGUAGAUGAUAAUAUUAGUGAAGAUGAUAAUAAUAAUAAUAAUGAAAAUGAAGAUGAAGAUUAUUUAAAUAAUGAUGAAAAUGAAUAUUCCACUACUGGUAUAGAUAAUAGAUUUGGUGUAUUAUCAUUUAUUGUAGAAAGAUUUAAUAAUAUCUAUUCAUUUGUAGAAUCACCAAUAGUUUUAGAUUAUAUUUAUGCUUUAAAUAUUGAAGGUAGAAAAGGUAUCUUGGAUUUAGAUGAAAUUCAAUCAAAAUCAAAUAUCCCAUUAUUAGAAAAAUGUGAACAAUUAAUUAGACAAAAUAAUUUAUUAGCAACUUCAAUAGAACCUGAAAUUGAUAUUAUUAAUUUAAAAAAUGUCAAACGUAUUAUUGAAAAUCCAAAUAUUUAUCAAAUUGAAAAAGAAAUUGAACCAAUAUCAACAACUACACCAACACCAACAACAGAAACAACACCAACAACACCAACAACACCAACACCAACAGAAACAGCAGAAACAACAGAAGCAACAUCAACAACAGUUAAUAAUGAUAAAUAUAGUGAAAAAGAAACAAUAAUGCUAAAUGAAAAUGAAAUUAUAUAUAUUUAUUUUAAUGAUGAAAUUACUGAAACAGAUUUUGAAAAUUUUAAAUUUGUUAUAGAAAAUUAUCCAACAAAUAAGAAAUAUUCAUUUUUACCACCAUCUAUAAAUGAUUUACCAUUUAAUCGAAUAAUUUUAAAACUAUUCCAUUGGAUAUUAAUCAAUAUUAAUAAGUUUUCACUUCCAACUGAUACUUUAAACUUAUUAAAAUAUUGUGUUGGUAAAUUACAAGAUUAUAUAGAUUCAUUAAAUAAUAAUAAUAAUGAUAAUAAUUCAUCACAAUUGAAAUCUGUAUUAUGGUUAUCUUUAAAAAAUGGUGAUUUAAAUUUCAUUAAAAAAUAUCUUCAACAUAAUUUUAAUAAUAAUAAUAAUAAUAAUAAUAAUAAUAAUAAUAAUAAUAAUAAUAAUAAUUUAUUAGAAAUAAUUAUUAAAGAAUCUGUUCAAUUUGGAAAUUUAAAAGUUAUUAAAUUCAUAUUUGAUAAUUAUAAGGAAAAUUUCCCAUCAGUUGAUUGGAGUUUAAUUAAAGUUUGUUUAAAAUUUAAUUAUUUAGAGAUUAUUAAAUAUUUUUUUAGAAAUAAUUUAAUAUCAAUUUCAACUUCUGAAUUAAUGGAAAUUAAAUCAAUCACUUUCCCAAACAAUGAUAAAGAAAAUUUAAAAUAUCAAAAUUCUACUUUUUUAUAUAUUCAAAAAAUUUUAAAAAAAAUAAAUACAAAUAAAUAA
This is a messenger RNA of Dictyostelium discoideum AX4, 3279 nucleotides long. RefSeq lists its product as hypothetical. The transcript has a single exon. Lineage: Eukaryota; Evosea; Eumycetozoa; Dictyosteliales; Dictyosteliaceae. The record is from RefSeq and is a predicted model, not a curated record. The coding region runs from base 1 to 3279 and encodes 1092 amino acids.